Epinephelus lanceolatus (giant grouper) is the source of this 1000-nucleotide messenger RNA. Its product is annotated as membrane-spanning 4-domains subfamily A member 8-like. NCBI's taxonomy places the organism in Eukaryota, Metazoa, Chordata, Actinopteri, Perciformes, Serranidae. The record is from RefSeq and is a predicted model, not a curated record.
CUUACCGGGUAAUUGAGGAAUGGAUAAAUAUUUGGGCUUAAUGACAGCUUCAGAAGCUCAGCCAUCACACAGCAGCUUCACUCGUCUCACUUCAGACAUGUCGGCAUUUUCGUCUACAGCCACGGCAGCGGACAGCGUGGUGGUCGUCACACAUGUUCACCGAACUAUCCAGCCUGUUUUACCUCGACAUUCUCCAGCUCCGGGUCAACGUCUCAACCCUGGAAACAACUACUCCUUGAGCGGAGGACAAUCGCAGGUGGUUGGGCUGGUGCAGAACAUUAUCGGAAUAAUAAUCAUCGUGUUUGGAAGCAUCAUGGCGGCAAAUAAUGAAGACAAACUGUCAGUUGACAGUGGUGUGUUCGUCUGGGGACCAUUGUUGUUCAUCAUUGCUGGAUCUGUGACGGUGUCUGCUGGGACGUCAAUGAGCCAAUCUCGGAUGAAAUAUGCUGUGCGCUACAAUGUUGUUGCCGCUGUGGCUUCAGUUCCCGUCGGCAUCAUCUUCUUUGUGGAUACUACCGAAAUUUUGAAGACAAAUGACAAUGACCAUCUUCCCUGGUUCCCUGACCAUGAUGAGGGUCGAUUUAGGUGGUUUACAGGUGUUUCAGCUUUUUUAUCCUUCUGUGAGUUUUGCUUGUCCAUGUGUGUUGCUGGGAACAGCUGCAGACGUCAACAUCAUUCCACAGCUCGGCCGUUAACCAUCACCAACCGUUUUACUGGGACUGCUUCAGUGACUGCAGAAACGCCACCUAUUCCGAUGGACCCGCCCCCUCCCUAUGAGAAGCCUCCAGAAUACAGCAGCAUCGUAAACCGAGGGCCACACCCUUCUGAGUGACUGGAAACAUCAUGAAGGGCGACAACAACCCCCAUCUCCAGCACCACCUCCAGCUUUACCAGCAUCACCACCACCCCUGCCUUCACCACCACCUCCAGCAGCACCAGCACCAGCUCCAGCACCACAACUGUUAAACUAUAUUACCAUAGGUUCUUAGACUUGACUUUA